Messenger RNA from Oncorhynchus keta (chum salmon), 4866 nucleotides. Its product is annotated as MAM domain-containing glycosylphosphatidylinositol anchor protein 2. Gene Ontology annotation, cellular component: plasma membrane. The coding region runs from base 1024 to 3891 and encodes 955 amino acids. Gene Ontology annotation, biological process: homophilic cell-cell adhesion. The record is from RefSeq and is a predicted model, not a curated record. Gene Ontology annotation, molecular function: protein binding. NCBI's taxonomy places the organism in Eukaryota, Metazoa, Chordata, Actinopteri, Salmoniformes, Salmonidae. The transcript is spliced from 18 exons.
GACGUAGCGAGAGACUGGUUGCAGUGCCGCUCGUCUCUGUAGCAGCGCAGCACGUAUUGCGCAACGUGACUAACACCCAGGUCGCCCCGUAGCCGCCAAUCCAGCCGGUAAAACACCGUUAUCCUACAAAGUGGGAUUGGGAAGUGAGCCGAAGAGAAGCUCUUCAUUUUAUUCUACACCAGAAUCAUCACAGGAAUCGGGUGCACGCGCCACACUCCCUAUACCGGACUCACCCACCUCUGCAUCCCCACAGAGAUGACUCGCGCACGGUGUCGGAAGUCGUGAUGUAGCCGUUAGUGAGCGAGCGCACCAGCUAGCCCCUGAAGCAACAUCGCGGUUCAAGAACUCAACGGCUUGUAGCAGCAGGCAACCGUUUUUUCCCCCGAGCAUCAAAUUGCAAUAGAAUCUCGCUAGGAUGCAAAUGGCAGCGCUUUUAACACAUGACAGUUCAUGUAUUCUAUCUAAACAAGACAUGCCAACCACUGGAACCGCUGAGGAGCCAUGUCCCUGGAUAUCAUCUCAACCAUUCUGCAGCCAGGAGCAUCAGUGUGACCACUCAGUGAGGAGCUACGAGGGUAAGCACCAACGUGACGGACGGGACUGAAUAGACAUCAUUAUUGGGUCCCACCUACCUGAAGCAGCCUAUUCGAUCCACUGUCAUCACUGACUGUCUUUGGGCUAGGGCGGUAGUCUUCUGCUCUGCACCGUCUCUCCUCCCUGGCUCUCUGUUUGCUACAGAACCGCCAAGACAUCCACUGGCUCAGUAUACAAGCAGUACACCACUUUUGCAAAUUAAUUCGUCAGCACUUGAUUUAUUGUGACAGUGUACUGAGGUGAAAACGCGCCUUUUAGCUUUUGGCGUUCAUAAAUUACCGUUGCAACGCAUUCACAACAUUGGAGGAUUGGAGCGGCAGCGGUGUUCUAUCUAUACACGCGAGUUUCAUCGCUUCUCCAACCUCUUUCGUCAACCCGGAAAGGACUUCUUGGCUUUGAGAGCUGGAUAUGUUGAGAUUAACGUAAAGGAUGGAUCUAAUAAUAUCUGUUUUGGGGAUCCUGACGCUGUUACUGGAGGGCAUCAGUUGCCAAGGAGUGUACGCGCCCCCUACGGUCCGCAUCGUCCACUCGGGCCACGCCUGUAACGUUGAAGAGGAGCGCCACGCGGAGAGGGUGUACACAAUCCGGGAGGGAGAGACCCUUGAACUCACCUGUCUUGUCACAGGACACCCACGGCCACAGAUCCGAUGGACCAAGACAGCAGGCAGUGUGUCUGACCGCUUCCAGGACUCGAGUGUGUUUAACGAGACGCUGCACAUCACCAAGAUCCAGAGACACCAAGGGGGACGCUACUACUGCAAGGCUGAGAAUGGCUUGGGCUCCCCGGCCAUCAAGUCCAUACGGGUCGACGUCUACUUCCUGGAUGACCCUGUAGUGACGGUGCACCAGAGUGUAGGAGAGGCCAAAGAGCAGUUCUACUAUGAGAGGACAGUGUUCCUGCGCUGCAUGGCUAACUCCAACCCCCCUGUCCGCUACAGCUGGCACCGCGGACGAGAUGUCCUCUCACAGGGCUCUGACAAGGGAGUGGAGAUCUACGAACCAUUCUUCACACAGGGGGAGACAAAGAUCUUGAAGCUGAAGAACCUUCGUCCUCAAGACUAUGCCAACUACAGUUGCAUCGCUUCCGUUAGGAACGUCUGUGGCAUUUCCGACCGAAACAUUGUCUUCAAACUCACCAACAAGACAGUGUCUCCGUCCAUCAAGCUGCUAGUGGAGGACCCCAUUGUGGUGAACCCUGGCCAGACGGUGUCCCUGGUAUGUAUCACUACGGGUGGGGAGCCCAAACCAACGCUGAGCUGGGUCAGCAGCUCCGACAGCCUGCCUGAGAAAAGUGUGGUAAAGGGUGGAACACUCACCCUGCCGGCCAUCACCUCAGACGAGGCUGGUGUAUACAGCUGUGUGGCCACUAACAACGUGGGCAACCCAGCCAAGAAGUCUACCACGAUAGUGGUCAGAGCGAUGAAGAAGGGCCGUUUCUGGAUCACCCCUGACCCCUACCACAAUGACGACAACAUCCAGAUCGGCCGUGAGGUCAAGAUAUCCUGCCAGGUGGAAGCCACGCCCCCUGAGGAGCUGACGUUUGGCUGGCUGAAGAAUGGGCGCGCCUUGCGUAGCUCCGAGCGAAUGGUGAUCACCCAGACAGACCCUGACACCUCCCCUGGCACCACCAACCUGGACAUCAUCGAUCUGAAGUUCACUGACUUUGGCACCUACACCUGUGUGGCUGCGCUGAAGGGAGGGGGCAUACCUGAGAUCAGCAUUGAUGUCAACAUCUCCUCCACUACUGUUCCUCCCAACCUGACAGUGCCGCGGGGUAAGAGCCCCCUGGUGGUCCGGGAGGGUGACACGGUGGAGCUCGAGUGUCUGGUUUCAGGGAAGCCCAAGCCCAUUAUCCUGUGGUCUCGGGCCGAUAAGGAAGCGCCCAUGCCGGACGGGACCCUGCAGGUGGAGAGCUACGAUGGGGUGUUGCGGAUUAUCAACGUGUCCAGAGAGAUGACCGGCUCCUACCGCUGCCAGACCAGCCAGUUCAACGGGUUCAACGUGAAGCCCAGGGAAGCUGUGGUGGAGCUCAUCGUACAAUACCCUCCAACGGUGGAGCCUGUUUCGUUGGAGAUGCGUCAGGGCCUUGGCCGGCCAGUGGCCAUGAACUGCCGGGUCCUGCGUGCCCACCCCUCCCGGGUGCUGCGCUACGAGUGGCGGCUGGGGAACCGCCUGCUACACGCUGGACACUUCGACCAGAGCGAUGAGACGGAGUACACUGUCAAAAGCCUCAACCGCGAGGGCUGGGGGGAGUACACCUGUGAUAUCAUCAAUGAGGCCGGUGCCGGGCGCUGCACCUUCUUGGUAACAGGGAAAGCGUAUCCUCCAGAGUUCUACUACGACACGUACAGUCCGCUGUGGCAGAACCGGCCUAGAGUCUAUGGCUUCAAACUGCAGUGGACCCAGAUGAAUCCCAACGCUGUGGAUCGCAUUGUGGCCUACCGCCUCGGCAUACGCCAGAUGGGACAACAGCGGUGGUGGGAGCAGGAGAUCACUGUGGAAGGAACCAUCACCAAGGGAGAGCUGAUUACACACAACCUGACAGAGCUUAUCAAGCCAGAGGCCUAUGAGGUGCGCCUCACCCCAAUCACACGCUUCGGAGAGGGGGACUCCACGAUCAGGAUCAUCACCUACAGUGCUCCCGUCAACCCUCACCUGAGAGAGUUCCACUGCAGCUUCGAGGAGGAGCCCAUCUGCAUGUUCACACAGGACAAGAACGACGACUUCGAUUGGACGAGACACAGCGCCGCCACCCGUGACACCAAGUACACGCCCAACACCGGGCCUAGCGGUGACCGCAGCGGAUCCAAACAGGGUUUCUACAUGUACAUCGAGACAUCCCGGCCUCGGAAGGAGGGUGAGGUAGCAAGGCUGGUCAGUCCUUUCUUCAACGUGGCACCCAAGAACCCAUACGGCAUCACCAAUCCCCCGGCAUACUGCUUCGGCUUCUUCUUCCACAUGUAUGGAAAACACAUCGGGACCCUGAACGCACUCCUGAGACAGAAGGGUCAUGCAGCGACAGAGGGGCCCACCUGGUCACUGAGCGGUAACCAAGGCGACCACUGGAAACAGGCCAAAGUUAGCAUCCACCCAACUGCCUCUUUCCAGGUGGUGCUGGAGGGUAUCCGAGGUCCUGGUAUUGAGGGGGAUAUCGCAAUUGAUGAUGUCACCCUGGAGGAGGGGGAGUGUAGAGAUCUACCGGCCGUUAAUCUCAGAUCCGCUGCCCCAUCUACAUCUGCCCAUAUAUGGCUGCUGAGUGUCACCUUGGCGAUGACCUUCCGGUGGGGUCAUAGGUGACCCUGCCCUGCGCCAUCUGGCGGAGGCAAACGGGCCGAACCGGUCUCGGGCCCGACCUCGGCCCUGGUGUCUGUGUUAUUGUACCCUCAGCAUCCAAUCACCAAAGAUUCAUGCAUUCAGAAGGCGGCGGCGAGGGAAUCCAAACACAGACCACCAAGAGGGACGAAAAUCUUUAAAACAGACGGAAAAAAGGAAAAAAAAUACCACAUAAAACAAAAUAAAAUUAGAUCCGCAAUUUUUUUUAAAGAGACAACUUUUCCAGAAAAUUGCUCCUCAAGCGCAGGAUUGUGAGCACUUUUUUACGAGAGCGAAGCAAAGCCAGGUGUUGAGACGCCUGGACUUUAGUGAGAGUGUUCACAAGCGCAGCGGGAAAACUAUUUGUAAAGCACAAGAACAAUUUUGCCAGCCAGGAAACUUAAAUUGAAAGGUAAGUGGGAAUUGAGACAUUGGGGACUUUUUGAGGAACAAAAUGACUUUUCCUUGGCUUUAAAAAACACAUGGAAUUGAAGCUUUUCUCUGUCUGUCUUAUCUUUUUGGAGUUGCACCUGAUACACAUCAAGGACAAUUUUCACUCUGCCCAGCCACCCUGACCUUCACACCUUGACAUGUCUCUCUCUCGACUUGAUGCUGUGCAGUAGAAAACAGAAACUUGGACAUUUAGUUAUCUAUCCCAGCUCUCUCUCCCCUCUUUCCCAGUAGCUGCCUAAGUAUUUCACAACACUGUCCUCACCAGUCCAAGUGGCCAACAGAGGGUAUAUGAGGCCAAGUAAGCAGGCCCCAGGCAGACUCCAGGCAAACCCCAGGCAGGCUCCAGACUCAGGGUCUGUAGGUUAGAUGGAGAGGAGGAGUAGGAGAGAGAGUUGAAGAGGGGUGUGCCAUAGAGGUGGAGAGGUGUGGGGCAUAGAGGUGGAGAGGUGUGGGGUAUAGAGGUGGAGAGGGGUGUGCCAUAGAGGUGGAGAGGGGUGUGCCAUAGAG